Molecule: messenger RNA, 1547 nt
Organism: Oreochromis niloticus (Nile tilapia)
Lineage: Eukaryota; Metazoa; Chordata; Actinopteri; Cichliformes; Cichlidae
Exons: 2
Coding region: 231-812 (193 amino acids)
Source: RefSeq, a predicted model, not a curated record
CACGGUGCAGUAGGUUCAAGAGUUGUAGCCUUGCUUCUAGGACUUAAUGCGCCGGUUGACACCUGAGGUGCGCUUUGACGGUUCUCCUGCGGAGAAAGCGACGACUUAAUGUUUGGGUAUUAGCUGCGUAAAAGAGGCAGGGCAGGGCAGGGCUUGGCCAGAUCAUAACUUCGUCUUUUUCACUUCUUUCUCGCUUUUCGUUGCUGGGGUCAGCACAGGGGGGAGGCUACAUGGAUUGGUGGACUUCGUUGGCAGCGAGUAUUGCCCUACUCUGGAUUUUCUGCUUUAUAGACGGCAACGCCGUGCUUGAGCUGCGGCUGCUCUUCCACGCUCUGACCAAAGCCGCUUGUCACCUGUACCUGGCCCUGCUCCCGCUGCGCCGAGCCGCCACGCACUUCGCUGACAGCGCACGGUACUGGGUCAACCAUGCCCAGCAGGGCCCCUCACCCCCAGGCUACCUCCAUCAGAGCGAACCCCUGGCCAGGAAAGGCACGCUACACUUUUUGGAGGGCAUGUGCGUGGUGUGCGAGACGGUGCCCAACAUGAUGGGCGCAGCGCUGAGCGUCGGGGCCGCUUUCUGUCAUGUGCUGCAGGGAGGUUUCUACAUCCUGGCGGCCACGCUCCGCACCAUCCAGAUCAACCUGUUCUCACAGAUGAACGGCGAGAAGGAGAGGUGGGACAAAGAGCGGCUGAGGGCGAAAGAGGGCGAGAAGAAGCUCAAUUCCAAAGUGCUGGAAUACAUCUCGGUGUUUUGUCAAGACCCCGUGAGCGCUUUACGCAUCAAGGUCGACGUGCCACCCGUGUACAGAUAAUCUUUUUCCCGUGGCUAAUUGGCACAUAAGGGGCCUUUUUCUAACUGCUGAGGGGUUAGAAGUACAGCAGAGUGUUGAUUGGUUUGCAGGGAGGGCAGGAGGUUGAACUCUGACUUCUGGUUUUCACUCACUGUUGAAGGGAAUUAGUACCAACAGAAUCAAAUAAAUUAUAUUUAAGCACGUGUGGGGAAAGACGAAUAAAACUAUGGUGCAUUUUGUUACAACUGUUUCACAUUUAUGGAAAUGUAAAGAAAAUAAAUGUCUCAAUCAAACAAAACCUGACAUCUUUGCUUGUUUUGGCCUUUAGAGCUUUAUUGCUACAUUCUUUUACACCAAAUCUUACUGGCAACCAAGUUUAUUUUAAAGUGCUCUCUUAUUCAUUAUCUCAGUCAUUAACAAUACAUCCAUGGCAAUAUAUUUAACAAAAAAAAAAAGGAUCAGCAAUGGAAAGUAUGUUAUUAUUCACCUACUGAUUCUGGUUAAAAUCAAACUAAAUCAGCAAUAGGCCACUAACAUUUAUCCUGCAGGGCUUUUUAGCUUCAUCUCAGCCCUCUCAGGUCUCAAACGCAUGACAGCAAGGACACAGAGGUAGCCAACAUUCAGUAGAUUAAGUCUGGCUGGCAUCCAGGAUCAAGUAUUUUGCCUGUGAGCUCAGACUGUAUUUGUAUCUUUACACAGUCAAACUGUUAAAGAGACCACAGGGACGACAAUGAGGAAGAAGAAGUAGUGAAGAGA